This is a messenger RNA of Phytophthora sojae, 3531 nucleotides long. RefSeq lists its product as hypothetical. Gene Ontology annotation, biological process: signal transduction; protein phosphorylation. The record is from RefSeq and is a predicted model, not a curated record. The transcript has 2 exons. Bases 1 to 3531 code for a protein of 1176 amino acids. Gene Ontology annotation, molecular function: ATP binding; protein kinase activity. Lineage: Eukaryota; Oomycota; Peronosporomycetes; Peronosporales; Peronosporaceae.
AUGGCCAAGCCUCGCCGUGCGUCGUACGCCGUCACGAGUGCCGAGCUGCCGGUUCUCAAGACUUUGGGGCUCGAGGAGGUGGACCCGGAGGAGGUUUUCGAGCUGCAGCGCAAGGAAGGCGCCGGCGCCUUCGGGCGUGUGUUUCGGGCCUGCUACAAGACCGACCGAUCGCGCCUCGCAGCGCUGAAAGUGAUCCCUGUGGCCCUCGAAGCGGGGGAGCGAGGCGAAGACAUCGAGAGCGUGCGUCGCGAGAUCCAAUUCCUGCGCGAAUGCGACCACCCGAACGUCGUGGCCUUCCAUGGGGCCUACUACAAGGACGGCGCGCUGUGGGUGGCCAUGGAGCACUGCGCCGGUGGAUCCGUUGGAGACGUCCGUCGCGUUCGCCCCUUGAGCGAGCGCGAGAUCUCCGUCAUCAUGCGAGGGGCGCUCAACGGCCUCGCGUACUUGCACUCGCGCCGCAAGAUCCACCGAGACGUCAAAGGCGGCAACAUCCUGCUCACCGACUCGGGCCAAGUCAAGAUCGCCGACUUCGGCGUGUCGGCCCAGCUGCGGGACACGCUCUCGCGCCGAGGAUCGUUCGUCGGGACGCCUUACUGGAUGAGCCCCGAGCUCAUUCAGGACUGCGACUACGACUUCAAGGCCGACAUUUGGUCGCUGGGUAUCACGGCCAUCGAGUUGGCCGACCAGAAGCCCCCGCUCUUCGAUGAACACCCGAUGCGCGUGCUCAUCCAGAUCCCGCGCAACCCGCCGCCGCAAGUCGCGCAUCCUGAGAAAUGGUCGGCCGCCUUCUUGGACUUCUUGCGCUUCUGCCUACGCAAGGACCCGGCCGAGCGCCCCACGGCGCUGGAGUGCAUGCAACACGAGUUCAUUCGCCGCGAAGCGCACAUCCAAUACGUCUUCGCGAGUGGUGAAAAGGAGGGGGCUCCCACGAUUGAGCAAGAACUGGAAGAUGAAAUCGCCGAAGAGAUCGGAGGAGGCGAUGCUAAUGUGCUCAGCGAAGCAUCCGUGUCUUCACGGAGUGAGGAUGGAGACGAAGGCGAAGCAUCGACUGGACUUCUGGGCAAAACCUUUGAAUUCCGAGAGUCUGCAGUGCCAUCACCGCUAGCUGGGUCGUCACCGCCCCCUGCGAAUGAUAAAGCAUCAGCGAGUGAAGAUGAUCUACUAAACCUUACAUCUGAUGAUGCCGAGUCAGAGAAGCAUCGGGACGGCAACAAACCCAAAGAAGCUGAUCAAGUACAAGUCAUACCUCAGCAACAGCCAAACACAGCGAACACAACCAGCUUCCGCCAUCCACCGACGGAGUUCAAGCUCUUACCGUCUUCAGCAAAGUCUCCAGUUCUACGUGGAAACACGAACCGAGAUUCCUCAACUCGUUUCGUCAAGGUGAACGACACGUCCAGAACCUCCAGCGGUGGAACCUUAAGCCCGCCAUCCAAAUGCGCUCCGAAAUCCCCCUCGCCGGCGGCAGUACUUCGCCCGAAAACGUCCUUGUCCCCACCUCCGUCACCGUCGGUGUCAUCGUCAUGGCUGUCGGUCUCAUCACGCCAGGAUGAUCCUCUCGCAAGCAUCGACACCAUCACAAGUGCUCGCGUGAAUCGCCUCCUCUCGUCGUUUUCGUCUUCCUCCUCGCGAUGUCUUGUGGCGGCGAUGCACGCGUACAAUGACCAACAACCUGUCGAUACUUCGGUGCGUGCUGCAACGCGGCAAAGCUUCGACUGGCGGUCAGUGGAGGCCGCACUGCCCUCAGCCAACCCCGCUUCAUCCCGCGACGAGACCAGCAGUUCUACCCGCUCCAGCGGUAAAAUCUUCGUUGGCGACCCGUUCCGAGCCUCGCACGACCUGUGCGUCAAGUUCAACUCCAUUCAAGCUCAGUACGAGGGAGCACCGACAUCGGCCGAGUGGGCCGCGCUCCACCAGCAGUUUGGGAUCGCGCUAUCUCACAUGAGGUGUCGCUCGUCAACGCCACAAAGCGCGCAAGCGGAAGACCGAGUGCCAGCGCUGCUGCGCAUGCUACGUCGGGAGCUCAUUCGCCACGGCGGACUGCGAUGCAAGUUCAUCUACCGCGUCUCGCCGGUUCAGGACGAGGUGCAGCGCUCGAAAGCCGCCAUCAACCGAGGCUCCUUCGAGCCUUCUCAGGUCGCUGACCCACACGUGUACGCAAGUCUCCUGAAGCUCUGGCUGCGCGAGUUGCCGGUGCUUCUGCUGGACGCUUUGGACGUGCACGACCUGGUCGCCGUCACCAAGUUGACGACCACGCGGACGGAGGAGGACGAAGACGGACAGCAGAUUGUAACAGCGGGGAAUGUUGACCUCGUGGACGCCCAGAUCACGCGGGUGUUGCGGAAGUUGGGGGCCCGAGAGAGCGCCGUCUUCCACUGGCUGCUCGAGCACUUGCUGGAGGUGAACACGCAUCGAUCGUUCAACCAGAUGACCCUCCAAGCCCUCGCUACAGUCAUGGCACCCAACCUCUUCUCCUGCAGUGGCAAUGCACGAUCAUCACAGGAAAACGCUGGGAACCUCAUGCGCCAAGUCGUGACGUUCCUGCGUGUGUUGCUGUCGUGGAGGAAAGUAAGCGUGGGCAGCUCUCCAACGACAGCUACGUUCCUGCUCGAGCCAGAGGAGAAGAACGUAGCAGCAGCAUUCUCCGCCAGAACGAAGCAGCCGAAGGCUAAACUCAAAGGGUCUGCACUGCAUGAGCGAGUGCGUCAGUCACUCACCAAGAUCACCAAGAGCUCAGAGUCUGGACCCGAGUCUGAGAGUGCGAGUCUGGCCAAUGCCUCGCUGGAAACAAUACUCCGCAGUCGCGUCGACCGCCUCUGGUCCGAUUUGGAGAACAGCGAGGUCACCACCGUCGAGACGCAGCGGCAGGAGAACGCGCUGCGUCGCGUCUUCGUCGAGUUCCAGCAGUCCAUGCUCCACCUAGUUGCACGUCACUCCAAGAGCAGUGAAGAGUGUGUCUGGGCGAGUGAGCUCCUUGAUAGAAUGACAGAGGACAAGCAGCCAGAGACGACGAUGCCAGCGUCUUUGGAGAAAAUGAGGAGCUGGGUGGGUGCCGCGCUGACCUUCGAGAACUUCUGCCGCCUUCUCGAUCGCGAACAAACCACUCAGGAUAAACUGGAGCGGCUGCAGGAUCGAUUCGGAGACACUGGCGAAGGACCAAGCCACGGAAUCAGCAGAAACAUGUUCAGUCAACUCACUCGUAUCCACCGGCAGCAGAGCGAAGAGGAGUUGGCUAGGAAAAACUCCUUCGCUGCGCGGUCCAAUCAAUGCGAGGACAACGGCGCGAGUGCGACUGACACGCUUCUGCUCCACGGUGCAGUGCGCUUAUCGAGCUGCAGUAAGCGCACCGGCAACGACCCCGCCGCUGGUUCAAAGAUGCACCGUAGUGUAGCAAAGCUUGGGGAACGGCAGCCAGCAAUUGGCAAUAUGCUGGUUCUACUUGGCGAUGAGAGCCAAGCUACACCAGCGCUGCGUCUCAGCUGGCUCCAUCAACUAACGGAGUCGAUCGCUUCACCAACAGCAGCCACCUAG